Molecule: messenger RNA, 2599 nt
Organism: Arabidopsis thaliana (thale cress)
Lineage: Eukaryota; Viridiplantae; Streptophyta; Magnoliopsida; Brassicales; Brassicaceae
Gene: ECT4
Product: evolutionarily conserved C-terminal region 4
Exons: 8
Coding region: 275-2056 (593 amino acids)
Biological process (GO): mRNA stabilization
Cellular component (GO): cytoplasm
Molecular function (GO): RNA binding; mRNA binding
Source: RefSeq, marked reviewed
AAAAAAAAAACGAUGGAGAAAAAGGUAAACAAAAAUAAUAGAAAAAUAUAAAAAAGGGAUCUUGGAGGUAUUUGAAUCAAAUCGAGGUGAACGAACAAAACCACUUUUGCCUCUUCCUCUUCUUCUCUCUUCUCUUGCGGCUACGAUUCAAUCUCUUAAACCCUAGAUUCCUUCUGAGUUCUUUUUUGCUCUGAUAUUUGUGUUUGUCUCAAACUCUUAUUGUUCAAUAUCCGACAAGGAUCUAUUAUCAGUCUUCGCUGCCAACUCUGUUCUCAUGUCUACUGUUGCUCCUCCUGCUGAUCAAGCUGCUGAUGUAUUGAAGAAACUGUCUUUAGAUUCAAAGUCUAGGACUUUGGAGAUCCCUGAGCCUACUAAGAAGACGGGUGUUUACCAGUAUGGAGCUAUGGAUUCGAAUGGUCAAGUUCCUUCUUUUGAUCGAUCUUUGUCACCUAUGCUACCCAGUGAUGCCUUGGAUCCUUCUGUUUUCUAUGUUCCUAAUGUGUAUCAGCAGCCCUACUAUUAUGGUUAUGGGAGUGACUACACAGGUUAUACCAAUUCCGAGAGUGUUGAUAUGACAUCAGGAGCUUACGGAGAGAAUGCAUCUCUUGUUUAUCCGCAGGGAUACGGGUAUGCUGCCUUUCCUUACUCACCAGCAACAAGCCCUGCUCCACAACUUGGUGGUGAUGGACAGUUGUAUGGUGCUCAGCAGUACCAGUAUCCUUUUCCUCUCACAGCCAGUAGUGGGCCUUUCGCUUCGUCUGUUCCUGCCUCUACUCAGAGCAAGCUCUCUACAAACAAAGCAGCCAACUCUGCAUCUGCUGGUAUCCCUAAAGGAAUGAAUGGAUCAGCUCCUGUUAAACCAUUGAAUCAGAGUGCACUGUAUGGAAACAGUGCUCUUGGAGGUGGUCUUGCUGCUGGUUAUCAGGACCCCAGGUAUAGCUAUGAUGGGUUUUACACUCCUGUGUCAUGGCACGAUGGCUCUAACUUCUCAGAUGUGCAGAGGUCUGUUUCUGGCAGUGGAGUUGCAUCCUCAUAUUCUAAGGCUAACAACAAUGUACCUGCGACUAGGAAUCAAAACUCUAGCUCCAAUUCGCAUUACACGAGUAUGUACCAGCCUGCAUCCAUGACAGGUUAUGCAGCUCAGGGUUACUACGACAGAGUGUCUCCAAACAAGUCAUAUGGUCAGUAUGGUAGCACGGUGAGGUCUGGUAUGGGUUAUGGUUCUUCUGGAUAUGGUUCAAGAACAAAUGAAAGAGGAUGGCUCAAUACAGACAACAAAUAUAGAAGCCGGGGAAGGGGUAACAGUUACUUCUAUGGAAAUGAGAACAUUGAUGGCUUGAAUGAACUAAACAGGGGCCCUAGAGCCAAGGGCACGAAGGCCACAGAAGAGGUUAGCUCAGAGGAGGUGAAAAAGCAGACGUUUGAUGAAUCAAAUACUGAGGAGACUGUAACAUGCGUUCUUCCAGAUAGAGAAGAGUGCAACAGAGACGAUUUUCCAGUUGAGUAUAAAGAUGCUAAGUUCUUUAUCAUCAAGUCGUACAGUGAAGAUGAUGUGCAUAAGAGCAUCAAAUAUAAUGUAUGGGCUAGCACCCCAAAUGGAAACAAGAAGCUUGAUGCUGCAUAUCAAGAGGCUCAGCAGAAAUCUAGUGGCUGCCCUGUGUUUCUCUUCUUCUCGGUCAACGCGAGUGGACAAUUUAUUGGCCUUGCGGAAAUGAAAGGACCAGUUGAUUUCAACAAAAAUAUUGAGUACUGGCAACAGGAUAAAUGGACUGGCUCAUUUCCCCUCAAGUGGCAUAUUCUGAAGGAUGUUCCCAACAGUUUGCUUAAGCAUAUUACUCUAGAGUACAAUGAGAAUAAACCUGUUACUAACAGUAGAGACACACAAGAGGUUAAGUUGGAGCAGGGUUUGAAGGUUGUAAAGAUUUUCAAGGAGCAUAACAGCAAGACAUGCAUUUUGGAUGAUUUCUCGUUCUACGAGGCUCGACAAAAGACUAUUUUGGAGAAGAAAGCUAAGCAGCAACAAUCCCAGAAGCAGGCAAGAGAAGAAAACGGUUAAUUCCAUAGAUAUAAGCAGAUGCAUUUACAUUUGUCCUCUCUACUCUCUAGUAUUGAAAUGCACCCAUAUAUCUUUAACAGGUCUGGGAAGGAAAAACCAAUGAUGAGAAACCAGGAACUGUUGAUUCUACCAUGUAAAAUGCGUAUAAAGAUCCCUGCAUACGGUGGGAAGAUGAAGAAGUAGUGAAAGAUAAAAUCAGGGUUGGGUUUGUUUUCGUUUUAGCUUAGACAGAUUUUCAUUUUUCUUUGGUUUCUGGUUCGGACAUGACUCUGUUGAGUCUUUUCUUAAUUUCUUCUAGAUUUUGCUUUCAAUCUGAAAAUUUAGUAUCUUCUUUCCUUCUCCAUUUCUCCUCUGUUUCCAAGUUUUCAAAACCUAAAAGGCUGAUUGGACAAGGAUAACACAUCCAAUUAAAAUGUUAUGUUUUUGUUAAUACUCUAUAAACCUUUGUAGUUAGACCAUUAAUUUUUGUGUGAAACUCGCAUAAAAUGAGUUAGUUGCAACUUGCAAGAGAAAGAUAUCGAUUCGUGUCGGAUCCACAGUGAC